AUGGUUAUGCCUGCCACAACCAUUUGUAUGCCAUGGAAACGGAAAAUCAAGAGAAACCGAAGACCAAACAACGACAUAGCUCGCCAACUAGCUGAACUCCAAGCUCGUGAAGCUGCGGCCUCCAGUUCAAUCAUCAACAAUGUCUUAAUGCAUAUGGCGGAACCGGAUGAUGACGACAAAGAUCGCCAAGGUGCCCCUCACGGUCUAGAUCCACAAGUCAAAUACAACAAUCUCAAUCGUACAAACUCAGGAAGAAAUCCUUUCUCUGAUGAUGAUGAAAGUGACUAUGACGGAAACGGAAAUCUAAAUCAACUUCAGCGCGAGUCGUACCAGGACAGAAUCCUUUGGGAAGAAGAACAAUGGCGAGAGGUGUUGCCUGCUAUGUACAUACAAUUCAUUAAGUGCUCUCGGAAAACUUUCCAGUGGGGGCAUCCUCAGUUAUGGAAUCAAGACUGGAAGGAACCUUGUUGGUGCUCCGGUACGAGGCUAAGACCACCCAAAAAGAUUGUCGUAUUCGAUAUUAUGUGUACGUUUGUCUUUCGUUACCUGAUGAAUCGAUAA
Melampsora larici-populina 98AG31 is the source of this 561-nucleotide messenger RNA. RefSeq lists its product as hypothetical. The transcript has a single exon. The coding region runs from base 1 to 561 and encodes 186 amino acids. The record is from RefSeq and is a predicted model, not a curated record. NCBI's taxonomy places the organism in Eukaryota, Fungi, Basidiomycota, Pucciniomycetes, Pucciniales, Melampsoraceae.